This is a messenger RNA of Dreissena polymorpha, 1385 nucleotides long. Its product is annotated as polycomb protein EED-like. The transcript has 12 exons. Bases 8 to 1285 code for a protein of 425 amino acids. Lineage: Eukaryota; Metazoa; Mollusca; Bivalvia; Myida; Dreissenidae. The record is from RefSeq and is a predicted model, not a curated record. Gene Ontology annotation, cellular component: ESC/E(Z) complex. Gene Ontology annotation, molecular function: protein binding; nucleosome binding. Gene Ontology annotation, biological process: negative regulation of transcription by RNA polymerase II.
GAUCAAAAUGUCGGACAGCGAGGAAAGCGUACAAACAAUGCCAAUACAUGCAAAACGACAAAGAGUGUCGCUGAUCAGGCAUAAUGAAGAUUCAGGAGACGACACAGAUGACGUGUCAAGCACUGUGAGUACCCUCCAAGAUGACUCCCUGUGUGACACACCCUCCAGCAUUGCCUCACGCUCAAAGGCAAAAAAGAAAACUAAACCCAAGCCAAAGUUUAAAUGCUCCAACUGGGUUAAGGAGGAUCACAAGAAACCGCUGUUUGGAGUCUUGUUCAACACAUUUGCUGAGGAUCCACUGUUGUUUAUCACCGUUGGACACAACAGGGUGAGCGUGUACGAGUGUUUGUCAGAUGGCAAGAUCAAGUUGCUGCAGGCCUACGCUGACCCAUGUCCUGAUGAGAACUACUACUGCGGUGCAUGGACGUUUGAUGAUGAAAGUGGCCAGUCUCUGAUCGCGGCUGCUGGACUCCGGGGCAUCAUUCGGAUCAUCAGUCCCGUCACCCAAACCUGUGUAAAGCAUUUCGUUGGCCACGGUGCAGCUGUCAAUGAGUUGAAGGUCCAUCCUAAUGACCACAACAUGCUGCUGUCCGUCUCCAGGGACAACACAAUGAGACUGUGGAACAUCAAGAUGUCCUACUGCGUGGUGAUAUUCGGUGGAGUGGACGGUCACAGAGAUGAAGUACUCAGUGCUGAUUUCAACAUUGAUGGCAGGAAGCUGAUCUCGUGCGGCAUGGACCACUCUCUGAGGAUGUGGCGCGUGGAUACAGAUGUCAUACAGCAGGCUAUCAGGGACUCCUACACAUACAAUGCCAUCAAAGAGAAAGCGCCAUUUCCAACAUACGGUGAGAACUUUCCAGACUUCUCUACACGAGAUAUCCACAGGAACUAUGUAGACUGUGUAAGAUGGCUGGGGGAUUUUGUGCUGUCCAAGUCGUGUGAGAACUGCAUCAUCCUGUGGAAGGCAGGGAGCCUGGAGGAGAGGUCGUGGCGUGUGAAGGAAGGGAGGGUGAGCGUGCUACAUCGCUUUGACUACAGGGACUGUGACAUCUGGUACAUGCGCUUCUCACUUGACGCUCAACAAAAGAUGAUGGCCCUGGGCAAUCAAGUAGGCCGAGUGUUCGUCUGGGACAUUGAUGUGGAGGAUCCCGUGUUAGCCAAGUGUUCAGUUCUGACUCACAACAAAUGCUACUCGGCUGUGCGGCAGACAUGUUUCUCUCCAGACGGUGAGACCCUACUAGCAGUGUGUGAUGAUGGAACAAUAUGGCGCUGGGAUAAACUUUGAGACCAUGGUUGUGAUUGCAAAAUGUUGUGUUUUACAAUGUUUUAGACAAUGAUUGUGAUGGCACAAUUUUGUGUUUGAACAAACCGGAGACCAUCUCAUA